CCUUCUGUCCUGGGAGGGGGCGGGGCCGCAGCCCCUCCGCGCCAGGCGGCACAGAGAGGGGACGGAGGACCCGGGUUCUAGACGCGUCCGGAAGUGGUGCCCCGAGGCGCCGCUCGCUACCAUAGAGCUGGAGGGGGGUGGCGGCCAGGGGUCGCGGGGCUCGCCUGCCUAGAGCGGCGGCGAAGCGGUGGCUUCCCCGGCGGCGGGGGAAGGAGGGGGGGCGGCGCGAGCGGAAGCGUCCGGGAAGGUCACUUCCGGCCUGGGCGCCCGUCCCCCUGACCCCAGGGUCUGAGUCGCCGCUGCCGCCGCUGCCACCAUCCGCGAGGCAGGCGACGGGACGAGGAGUGCGGCGCGGCGGCCCCGGGGCCGAGGAGGUACCCAGACAUGGAGCUGCGGGAAGAGGCUUGGUCUCCGGGGCCGCUGGAUUCUGAGGACCAGCAGAUGGCCAGUCAUGAGAACCCAGUGGAUAUCCUCAUCAUGGACGACGACGACGUCCCCAGCUGGCCCCCAACCAAGCUGUCUCCACCCCAGCCCGCGCCCCCGCCCGGGCCCCCGCCCCGGCCCCGGCCCCCCGCACCCUACAUCUGCAACGAGUGCGGCAAGAGUUUCAGCCACUGGUCGAAGCUGACGCGGCACCAGCGCACGCACACGGGCGAGCGGCCCAACGCCUGCAGCGACUGCGGCAAGACCUUCUCGCAGAGCUCGCACCUGGUGCAGCACCGGCGCAUCCACACCGGCGAGAAGCCCUACGCUUGCUCCGAGUGCGGCAAGCGCUUCAGUUGGAGCUCCAACCUCAUGCAGCACCAGCGCAUCCACACCGGUGAGAAGCCCUACACUUGCCCCGACUGCGGCCGCAGCUUCACGCAGAGCAAGAGCCUGGCCAAGCACCGGCGUUCGCACAGCGGCCUCAAGCCCUUCGUGUGCCCGCGCUGCGGCCGCGGCUUCAGCCAGCCCAAGAGUCUGGCGCGCCAUCUGCGGCUGCACCCGGAGCUGUCGGGGCCCGGCGUGGCGGCCAAGGUGCUGGCGGCCAGCGUGCGGCGCGCCAAGGCGCCCGAGGAGGCCGCUGCGUUGGCCGGAGCUGGGGCCCGAUCAGCCGGGCCGCGGUCUCGGCGUGCCCCGGCGCCUAAGCCGUACGUGUGCGUGGAGUGCGGGAAGGGCUUCGGGCACGCGGCGGCGCUGCUGACGCACCAGCGCGCGCAGCACGGGGACGGGCUAGGGGCGGUGGGUGGCGAGGAGCCAGCGCACAUAUGCGUGGAGUGCGGCGAGGGCUUCGUGCAGGGCGCCGCGCUGCGGAGACACAAGAAGGUGCACGCGGUCGGGGCGCCCGCGGUCUGCAGCGGCUGCGGACAGAGCUUCUACCGCGCGGGCGGGGAGGACGAGGACGAGGACCCGGCGGCCGGUGCGCGCUGCCCUGAAUGCCGUGCCGGGGAGGCCCGGUAGGGGUGGGGGCGCCCGGGGGGUGGGCAGGGCCCCUCGGGCUCGGCGGGGACCACGCGACCAAGAGGCCCUGGACGGCUGGACCGGACCGAGGGGAGCGCAGCCUGGGCUUCCUGUCCACCUCGACCCGCGCUGGCCCUCAGGACUGCCCAGCAUCUCUCCAGACCCGUAGCCGACUCACCCUGUGUAGGCUCCCAGCCCGAGAUGGACAAUGAGAGAACUGUAGAGACCAAUCGGCGACGAGACCCUCCCGGAGGCUGCCACAUCGAGGAGUGGAGGGAAUCCUGGGCCUUUGCCUCCAGAGGGUCCUCUUCCCUUUUAGAAUUUUCUUUUAAUCAUACCUACCUUCUUGACCCCUCCUAGUCAUUUUUAUUGCCGGGUGGGUCCUGUUGAUUUUGUAGCCCAAGUCGUUCCUCUCCCUCCAGGGUUCGGGGUAGCGGAGGAGGAGCGAGGUAGCAGCCUCCUGCUCCUGGAGCAGCCUCAUUGAGAGGACCAGGCGCUUAGGCGUUCCCGACCUGACAGUGGACAAAAGGGUGCGGGGGCAAUAAAUGGCACUAUUCAAUUGUC
This is a messenger RNA of Nannospalax galili (Upper Galilee mountains blind mole rat), 2004 nucleotides long. It is a transcript of the gene Znf787, whose product is annotated as zinc finger protein 787. Lineage: Eukaryota; Metazoa; Chordata; Mammalia; Rodentia; Spalacidae. Gene Ontology annotation, biological process: negative regulation of transcription by RNA polymerase II; regulation of immune system process; regulation of cytokine production. The record is from RefSeq and is a predicted model, not a curated record. The coding region runs from base 385 to 1440 and encodes 351 amino acids. The transcript has 4 exons.